This is a messenger RNA of Oryctolagus cuniculus (rabbit), 7664 nucleotides long. It is a transcript of the gene SMIM43, whose product is annotated as small integral membrane protein 43. NCBI's taxonomy places the organism in Eukaryota, Metazoa, Chordata, Mammalia, Lagomorpha, Leporidae. The record is from RefSeq and is a predicted model, not a curated record.
UAUCUCACAUUUAUGUACAAAAACACAUUCUUAUUCUGACUCAUGUUUGGUCCUUCCAACAAAUCCAGGGGAAGGAUAAAUGAGGCAUGUUACAGGUGAGGGGACACUCACCGAGAAAAAGUGACUAUGGCAGGUGGAGCUGAGACUAGAACUGAGUCCUCGCACCUUGCAGCUCCCCACUUUUCUCAUGCCCUCCUGUCUCUUUGGGCUCCCUGCCUCACGGGCACUACCACUUAGAGCAGGCAGCCCAUUACAUUAUCUGGGAUGUGUUUUUCAGGCAUCAUCCCCAAAUUCAGCCCAGGACGCUCUCAUGUAUCUUCACACACAGAGUGACAUCUAGCCAGAGGCUCACAACCCGGACAACAACAACCUCUCUCUGGCUCUACCUCUCUCUAUAACUGUGUCUUUCAAAUAAAUAAAGUAAAUCUUAACAAAAAGAGAGGGAGAGAGAUGGUAUGUGACUUCUGAAGUUAGUUGGAAAGGGCACUGCCGUAUCUGCCAGGUGCUCUUGAAACUCUUCCUAAGGGAAGCCAGCUGCUGUGUUGUGAGCACCCAAGUGGCCCUGUGGAAAGCUCCCACCAAAAAGAACCGAGGCCUCCCACUGACAACCAGCACUACUAACCAGUGUGAGUAUUCCUUCUUAGAGGCGGACCCUCCAGGAGCUGGCGUUCACCCCAGCGGUUAGGUGCUGAGCGUGAUGUCUGCCUGCCAUGCUGGAAUGCCUGGGUCAGAGUCCCUGGAUCCACUCUGAAUUCCAGCUUCCUGCUAAUGUGCACCUCUGGGAGGCAGAAAGUGAUGUCUCAAGUACUCGGAUUCCUGCCACCCACAUGGGAGACUUGGUUUGUGUUCUUAGCUCCUGGCUUCAGCCUGGAAUUUGGGGAGGGAACUGCCAGAUGAGAAGUCACUCCGUUGCCAACUUUCAGGGAAGAGAAAAAAAAAAAAAAAAAACAGAGAAAGUAGAAACAAGCGGCUUCUUCAGUACCAGACAAACCUGCAGAGACUGUGUCCCGGCUGACAUCUGACCUACCCUCUUGAGAAAUAUCACGCAACAAGAACCCAGCGAAGUGCCCCCAAAUUCUCGACUCACAUACACUUCAAGAAAUAAUGUUCAUGCUGGGUUCAGCCACUGAGUUUUGGGAAAAUUUGUUCCACAGCAAUCCAUAACUGCAUGUCUUUCCAAGCUGCGCCAUAUGGGCUAUGGGUGAUGUCAAUACAAUAAAGAAUGUUAGGGGCUUCAAGGAACAGGUUGAGUGGAUUUUGUUUUCUUUUCAUCAAGGAGAUUGAAUUUCAAGCCAGCGUUGGAAAACUUUGUACAAUAUAACUUUUGAAAUGCCUUUUCGUCUUAAUGCUUUUCUUACUGACCUGUGGCCCCAGCGCCUCUGCAGCUUGAACUGGAGUACAGGCACCAAUCAGUCACCGCAGGCACAGCCCUUCAGGCCCCGUAGUCAGGGUCAUCUUUAAUUCUUUCGGAUCUCUAGGUCACUGUGUCACCUGCUCUUUCAGAAAGCCGGGGCAAGGGAGAAAUAACAAAAGAAACUAAUCAGGAAGGGAGGGAGUUAGGGACCUUACUGGAGGUUGGGAGUAGAAACCUGAAGAUCAUUUGAAGCCCCCUGGGAGCCUGUCCGGAUACCUUUCUCCGAUGUCCCCGCCCGCUGAAGUUCCCUGCUAGAAAAACCCUCUCGCGCCCGCCCAGUGCAGGAGAGGAUCUCGGUGAAGCGGCGGCUCUCGUGUCUGCUCCGGGAGUUGGAGCCAGCACCGCACCAGCUCUUAGGCGUGCUUCCUCCGAGCCGGGGAGGCAAAGCGCUGACCCGGAGUCGACGCCCAAAGCGCGACGCCCUCACGCGGGGCCGUGGGGGAGAGGGAAGGGGGCGGGCGGGCGGCGCCCUUGGCCGGCGCCUCCAGCAUGGAGUGGGAGCUCAACUUGCUGCUCUACCUGGCGCUCUUCUUCUUCCUGCUCUUCCUACUUUUUCUCCUUCUCUUCGUGGUCAUCAAGCAGCUGAAGAAUUCCGUGGCCAGCACCGCCGGGGCGCUCCAGCCCGGGCGCCUCUCGCUACACCGCGAGCCUUGGGGCUUCUCUCACGAGCAAGCGGUGUGACCCGCCGCUCGAGCACCAGUCCCGGCCUUGAUUCUCCCUCCGUGCGGCCGUCCAGGUGCAGGGCUUGGCGGCGCUGGCAGGCUUCUGCUGUCUGGAGCCCAGCUGCUACGCUUGGCUGCUGCGCCUAGGACCCUGGCUGCAGUCACAGCCCGCGGAUGCUGCAAGAAGGCCACGACAGUGGGAGAUGCGAGCUUCUGACCAAGGAUGGAAAUCUCAGUUUCCAGUUGGGAAUCAAAAUGGAUUGCUAUCUUGAUAACAGAGUAGGAAGUUACUGGACUGAACAGCGGCUUAAGCAAAUUAGAGGUUUUGUUCUUUUCUCAUCAAACAGGGAGGUGGACAUAACAACUGCUGGGGUUGGCCUAGCUGUUCACAGAUGUCAGACUCUGAGUGUCUGGAAGCUCCCCUUGGCUUUUUCCUCUAGAUUCCAGGGUGGUCCUUGAAGCUCCCUACCAGAAGGAAGAAGCCCAAAGGGAAAACAAGACAUGCCAGUGUGAUUAUGCUUCCUUUCCAAGAGUGUUCUCAGCAGCCCAACAGCCUUUGCUUAGAUCUCAUUGGCCAGAAUACUGUCAUUGACUACUGCCAUCUGCAAGAUUGUCUGCGAAAUGUGGUUUAUGUAGCAGGACAUACAACUGCCUUUGACCAAAAUCCAAGUGCUCAUGAUAAGGAGGAAGAUGGUGGUGGAUUUUGGGUGGAUGAACAGCAGUUUGCGUCCUGGUUAGAAAAUACAGUGAUAGUAUCAUGAAACAGAUCGGCUUUGUAGCUCUUUCUCCACUGGCAAAACUCCAAUCAGUGCUGCUCAGUGAAACACGUACCAGAUUUUCUCGUGAAACACUUGACAGAUCUGACAUCUCUCUCUAUCAGUCUAUGCACCCUACAACAAGAUUUCCUACAGGAGGCCCUGGGAACCUGCAUACCUUCUUGUUGGACAUCAUCUCUUUAUGGAGGUUUGGUGUAGGGUAAACGUUGUUCCACUUUGUUGCUUCAUUUGUCUUCUCCUUAACCUUCUUGACAAUUCAAUUUUGGUGGAAUCUAGGUUUGGAUAUUUGAUUCUUGUAAAAGACCAGCCCUUUCCUAUAGAGGAAGGUAAUCUAUGCAAAGAAAGGCUAUGUUACUGCCUUCUGUGACUCCACCACCAACCCAGGAAUAUCCUGGGAGGAGAAUUGCCUCUCAAAGCUGCUUCCACAAGCAGCCUACAUCCUGGCUAAGCAAAGGCAGAAGAAACACUUCCCACAUCUAGAGCUAUCCAAAAGAAAUUUCUGUGAUGGUAGAAAUUUUCUUUAUCUGCAGUAUGCAAUACAGUAGCUACUAGUCACAUGUGACUAGUGAACCCUUGAAAUGUAGCUAGUGUGGAAGUGAAACUUGAGUUUUAUUUAAUUUUAACUCAUUUGAGUUUAAGUAGCCACAUGAGGCAAGUGGCUAUUGUAUCAGAAAGUACAGUACUACAGUAUGCGUCCUUCUCCUUCUUGGGUUUUAGAACCAUUAGGAGAGAUAUGGACAAGUCACGUGCUUAAUUUCCUAUGGUCUUUGCUAGUCUACCUUAUUAUUGAACUUACCUCUUAGACAAACGGGAACAUUGAUAUCCAAGGUGUUAGCUUGAUAUCUAUCCAUAUAUACAUAACACUUUGCACAUAUUGCUGUAAUAAAUGGAAUAGUCUCCUGGGUAUAAGUUUUGUGAUUGAUUUUAGUGAUACACGUGCUCCUGUAUGUCAUAAAGGGUAAUAUCUGGAUAAACUCACAGUAAGUUGAAAAUAUCAUUAGUUACAAAUACAUUUUCUGCACUUACCUACUAUACAUCAUAGCACAGCAACACAGUACAACCGGAGUACAUGAUACAACCGGGGUUGUAUACCUUAUUGAUGGUGUGGUUGACUGUGCACAGGGCUACCUGGUGUCAUGAGAAAGCAUCAUAUCAACACAUUGCCAGCCAGGGGUAAGAUCAAAAUUUGAAAUUCAAAGUAUGGUUUUUACUGAAUGUGAAGCACUUUUGCACCCUCGUGAAAUGAAAAAAAUCAUACAUUGAAUCAUAAGUUGAAAGCUGCCUGUAGUUGAUAAUGGAAAAGUGGAGUGCUGGUUCAUGUCACCUUCCUAUGUCCAUUAUGUGUUCCCAUUCAGAGUGAUUUGGCAUGGAUGCUUUCAUUCUGUUGUGUGAUUGGUUCAUCCUGUAUUAUUGUAUUUUUGUAAGACUGUGGCUGCUAAAUAAUAACUGUGAGUAUGUUUUUCAAAAUAUUUAGUGAUUUAUAUUUUUGAAAGGCUAUGAAAUAAAAAGCAGUUAUAUGUAACUCAGGUGUGUGUGUGUGUGCUUUGGUGAACUAUUAUUACUCAAACUUUGGUAAGAGUUAGUGAAGAUAAGAUUAAUGUAUAGGAGGAAAUAUUUAUUUUUAUAUCAUACUUCAUUUUUAAUGGGAAAAUCUAUGUGCCAAUUAGCAGUAUCUUUUAAAGUCUAUUAAAUGAUUCUUCCAUUAGAUUCAGAAUUGGGGUAAAGUGUGAGGGUGUUAGUGGUAUUGGAUUAGCUCUCCUCUCAGGUAACUGGGUUUUCCACUCUGAGCGUCAUGUGAGCUUUGUUUCUAUACAAAUUCUCUUUUUUUCUUUUAAAGUUUUAUUUUAUUUACAUGAGAGACAGUGACAAAGAGGGAGACAGAGAGAGAAAAGAUCUUGCAUUCACUGAUUCAAUCCCCAAAUGGCUACAAUGGCAAGGACCGGGUCAGGCUGAAGCCAGGAGCCUGGAACUCCAUUUGGGUCUUGACCGUGGGUAGCAGGGGCCCAAGAUUUGGGCCAUCUCCUGAUGCCUUCCCAGAUGCAUUAGCAGGGAACUGGGUUGGAAACCAAGCAGCUAGGACUUGAACUUGAGCUCUGAUAUGGAAUGCUGGUGUGGCAGAUUGUGACUUAACCCACUGUGCCAUGACUUCAGUCCUGAAUUCCCUGUUCUGAGUUAUUUGUCUUUUAUUAUGGAGUUGUAGGAAUUCUGGCUAUCCCCUAGAUACCAUUUCUUUCUCAGAUAUAUACUUUGCAAGUAUUUUCUCCCAGUGUGUGGAUAGUUCAUUCAUUUUCUUAACAAUGUCUUUACCUUUGAAGCUUGAUUUAUCAACUUCUUUAUUUCGUGUUCAUGGUUUUCUGUAUCCUCAGUAAGAGGUUUUUACUUCCCAUAGGUCAUCAAAAAUAUUCUGCUGUGCUUUCUUCUAAACUAGCAGCUUUAUGGUUAACUUUUACUAGAUCUGUUAUACAUCUUGAAUUAAAUUUUAUGUACCACCUGGAAUAAAGAUAGAAGGUUUUAUGUAAUUUUUCCCCAUUUGUUGAGAAGACUUUCCGUUGGAUCACUUUGGCAUUUCUGUCAAAGUCAAAUGACUUUACAAGUGUGGAUCAAUUUCUAAGUUCUCUAUUCUGUUCCAGAGGGAUAGAGGGCGUCUUUAUGCCAUUCCCACACUGUCCUGGUGAGUGUAGUUUUAUAUCAAGUCUUAUAAGAUGCUAUGAAUCGAAACUUUUAUAAUAAACUAUUUUUUUGACAGGCAGAAUUAGAGAGAGAGAGAGAAACAGAGAGAAAGGUCUUUCUUCUGUUAGUUCACCCCCCCAAAUGGCCGCUAUGGCCAGCAUGCUGCGCCAAUCCAAAGCCAAGAGCCAGACGCUUCCUCCUGGUCUCCUAUGCGGGUUCAGGGCCCAAGGACUUGGGCCGUCCUCCACUGCCUUCCUGGGCCACAGCAGAGAGCUGGACUGGAAGAAGGGCAACCGGGACUGGUACCUGGCACCCCAACCAGGACUAGAACCCAGCGUGCCGGCACCGCAGGUGGAGGAUUAGCCAAGUGAGCCAUGGCGCCAGCCCCAUAGUAAACUCUUCAAAGACUGAGUCCACACUCACUGAGAAUUUUGGUAAUUUCAGCUGGAAAUGAUUAAAUUCAACAAGAAAAUCUCAUUUCACAAGAUAUCUCUUUUAUUAGUGCUCUGUCCAUAGUCUGUGUCCAGAUUUGGGAUAUAAUAGCAUUUGGUCAGGAGGGACUAUUUCAUGUUCCUCCAUGACAAGGAGGAAAUGUCCUUUUCUGUUACUAAAGUUGGAGGAAAUCUCUACUUUUUAAAAGGGACAUGUUACUAGAAAGCUGAAGUGAUACAAAACAAAACAAAAACUGCAUGAGGCCCACUAAUCUCAGACUCUUUACCAGUGUGAGUCUAGCUACAGAUUGGACUGCCUGGCUCCAAGACUGGACAUUUUGACUAUUCCCCUUCAUCUCACUUGAGUGGAUGGAUACUGGAUCACGUUUUUCAGAAGUGUAUCUGAAAGUGGUUUGAUUGUCACCAAAUCAUGUCUUGAGCCUCAUUUUUACUUGCAUGCAGCUUCCUAAACAUACUGAUUCUUAUCCUUUACACAUCUUAGCUUGGAACUCAAGUCUUGUCCCAUAGUGGAAAAGUUAGGGGUCUCCUCCAUCACCCACUCUUGUAACCUCAUUUUGUCCUCAGAGUUAACUGCUGCAGCAGUUUGGUAGAUAUCUUCUGAUGGGAGGUUCUGUGCAUUUACCAUGCCUAGUUGCAUAGUCUCAUUUAUUUGAAUUUGCAAGUACAUAUGCAAAUUAUUUUUUUCUUUUUAAUAUGGAUGCCACUGAGCUAUAAUUGUUAUACAGCUUUCUUCUCUAAUACGUUGUUUUAUUUUACAAAAGAUGUCCACAGCAAUAUCUCCCAUAUUACAUGCUCUUGCAGUGUGACCUUGACAUUUUGACAAUUAGAAGUGAGGUCUCCAUCUUCUCCCCUUGCAUCUGGACAGGCUCACAAUAGAAUGAGGCACCAGUGACAAUGUAUGACAUAUGAGGCUGCAUCAGGAAAGGGAAUGCGUUUCUUCACGGUUGGGUGGAAUACUCAUCAUGGAAGACUGUUAAGAUCCUGAGGCUGUUUUCAUUCCUCUGAGGAAGUCUAGGCAGAGGAAAAGGCCUCAUGGAGGUACUCAGCUAGGAGCCCCAGUGGAGGCCAGAGCUGGCAGAGCCCACCUCCAGCUGAGGAGUUGUCCUAGACCCAGGUCCAGACAUAGUGAAGCCAUGAAGCUAGUCUCACUUUGGCCUCUCUGAAUCCAGGUUUUUGUUUUGUCACUAAAUUUGAGAUUGUUUGUUAUAACAAUAGUAACUGGAGUAUAUGUCCCUAAAAGUAAUGAUAAAAGAAUCAUUUUUAUUAAACUAUUGUAAAGUGCCCUCAGGCAUUUAUUUAACAAGUGUAUAUUCUUGAUGGGCACUAAGUUUAUUGUCUUUUUUUACGAGUUGUAUUCAUAGAAGUAUUAUUGCUGGUUUAGAAAGCUCAAGAACUGGUAGAUGCCAACAAUCUUUUUCCUAAAUGACUAUGUUAGUAUUUAUCCAUCUGUCAGUAUAUAACCAUCCUCUUCCCUGCACCUAAGUUUUGGAAAUUAUGAAGAAAGCUGCUGUAAACCUUCUCAUGCAGGUUUUUGUACAGAUAGAAUUGUUUGACUCAUUUGGGUAAAAAACAAGAGUAUGAUUGCUGAAUCAUAUGGUAAGAGGAUGUUUAGUUUUUUUUCAAUGUAUUCUUUCUCACACUUAAAGUGAUUAUUAAUUUAAAAAAAAACUUUAAUUUUAUUUUUGAAACA